GUUCAUGAUUGCGGUUUUCGCUUCCUUGUCAUGCGUCCAUGCAGUUCCACCAACUUCAGAUUCCAACCCCCUGCACAUCAAAGAGGUCCAUGGACGAGGAGCAGCUGUGCCUUCGCUUACACAAGCGUCUACGCAUAGGGAGCCCAAGAGCUCACAGUUGCAAUGGCUAUUCGCAGGCAAACAGCUUCUUGCAGCAGCUACACGCUGAGCAAAUGGCAAGGCGGCACACGCCGCUGGCUUACACAGAUACAUCCAUGGCCACCCAGGCGUUUACUGCGAAUGGGAAUGCCACUGUCCCCGACUUUGGGGCGAUGACGCGCUUUGCGUUGAGUGAUGUUGUACAGUGCUCACACGCAGCGCAGGGACGCUGUUUGCAAUGCACUGGUCGGCUGGUGCAGAAUGUGCCUCUUCAACUUUACAGCGAUUGGUGUGGAGCCUUCAGCUCACCUGCUUCAUCUUCCACAACACCAUUGCGGCUUCAAGGGACAAAUCCAGUGAGGGAGUUGACCUUUCCUUCUUUGGCUGCAUUGAUUGCCUGCCUAAGCCCUGAACCUGGAGAGAGGCUGCUACAUCUCAGCAGCGGAUCAGCAAGGGCUGUUGGAGCUUGGGUUCUCCUUGUGCCACGAGGUAUGGCCUGCGGCGUGGAGAGCAACCGCACGCUGCAUGAGUCUGCCACUGCGUCCAUUGAGAGAAUGGAGGACGAGGUGAAGCAGCGUGUUUUGCUUCACCAGGGCAGCCUUUUCGAGAUGGAAUCUGAAUGGCCGCAGGCUAGCGUAAUUCUGGUCAGCGGCGAAGCGCUGGAUGAUGUUCGGGUGGAGAAAGUCGCCAAUGGCUUGGAGAGGACGCAGCCCGGAACCCGCAUUGCCUCCAUUGGAAGACCUUUGGUAGCAGAUGCUUCUAGAAGUGGCCUGCACUUGAUUCGUCAGGUUCUGUAUCGGACUGUUGGCUCGGGCAACACGCCUGUCUUCAUCUACCGCAAACCUGGACUCUGAGCGCAAUCUGACCCAAAAGUCAUCAAGUGAUCGCUUUCGAUCGAUGGUUCAGUUGCGUGUGCAUGUUUGUGCAUGCCGCAAUGCUGGCAAUGCGAACUGCAAACUAAGUGCCCUUUUCAAGCUGUUGAACAGACAAAGACAAGGAAGCACAGGCAUAGGCAAAACA
Messenger RNA from Cladocopium goreaui, 1158 nucleotides. NCBI's taxonomy places the organism in Eukaryota, Dinophyceae, Suessiales, Symbiodiniaceae. The record is from the annotation of a GenBank genome assembly.